AUGGCGACUGUCGAGGAGAUCACCGAGGAGAUCGCGGCCCUGCAGAAGCAGACCGAAAUCCUCGGCAUGGAGAACGAGAUGCUGCACGACUACUUGCAGCGCGACGGCGACAAGAGUGGCGAAAAGGACGAGGCAGACGAGACUCUCGCCGAUUCCCUCACGCCGUCGGCGAGCGCGGCCCUGAAGGGCCGGGCCGCCGUCUCCCGCGGCCAGCGCCAGCAGAAGAAUGUCCGGCAGCGCCAGGAGCUCACGCUCGAGGAGAAGUUCCGCAUUGCCAGUGAGGAGGCGGAGUCCCUCGCGAAGGACAUCGAGCACACGAGGAAAACCUCCGAGCAGAACCUCGACAUCCUCCGGGCCCUGAUGGAGGAGACAGACAUCAGGACGGCGGAGGUGAAGCGCGACGCCUACGAGUUUCGGCGCGACAUCGUGGUCGGCGCGGAAAACCCGCGCACGGGGAAGACCAUGGCCGAGAAGGUGUUGAAGUAUAUGGAGGACAAACUGACGCAGAAGGACAUGUUGAUCAACAAGCUUCUGAUGAAGAACCAGGCAUACAAGAGCGCCAUCAAGAAGGCCGACAGCCAGCUCAAGUCCAAGGACGAGACUGGCGACAAUCUGCAGUAUAUCGACUUCCACCAGCUCAAGAUCGAGAACCAGCAGUUCGUGCAUCGCAUCGAGGAAGCAAACCAAGAGCUGCUGGUGCUCAAGAGGAGAUCUGGUAGAACGGUGAAGAUCCUGAACAACAUGAAGAAGAGGCUGGGCGGUCUCACCGCCGAGGCCAAGUUCCUCGAGGACGAGAUCAGGGAGAGGAAGGCGAUGCUCGCGAAGACGGAGCACGACAUCGUGAAGGUCGUCGAGGAGAAAGAGGCCGCGCGGAAGGAGCGGAAGAGGCUCCAGGCCCAGUCUCGCCAGACGCCCGAGAUGCCGCAGGUGGUGGACUACGUCACCCAGAAGGAGGAGCAGUUCCGGCUGGAGGCGGAGAAGCGGAACUGGGGUCGGAAGGUCGAGCUGGUCGAGACGGCGGCCAGGCCAUGGCGAGACGGGCCCGCCUGGCCUGCCGAGGAGGCCCGGCGCCGCGCCGCCCGGCCCGCGGACACUGAGCCGCUGGCGCGCCUCAAGUCUUCAUGGUUGUGGCGUUCUCAUUUUUCCAUAUAG
Prorocentrum cordatum is the source of this 1152-nucleotide messenger RNA. The record is from the annotation of a GenBank genome assembly. NCBI's taxonomy places the organism in Eukaryota, Dinophyceae, Prorocentrales, Prorocentraceae.